CCGAGUCAAGAACCCUAACUACAAGACCUUUGCUUGAUAGCGACCAGCCAGCCACCAUGCGUAAGUCUCUGAAGCGGAUCCUUCACCACUACAGACAGAAGCUAGUGGGGAAGGUUUACCCAAACGUGGCAGCACUGCUAGCCUGUCUCGUCACAGACGGAACCUUUUCACCAGAGGAAGAAUUCGCAGUCUUGUCUCUCCCCAACCGUCACAACCAAGUCAGGGCCUUACUGGACAUCCUGGAGACCAAGGAAAACAAAGUCUUCGGGUCCUUCACUAACUCUUUAAGGAGCAUAUGUUACACACAUCUUGCCAAGACUCUUGAAGAGGACGCGGCUGAAGUUCUGACGUCACCACGGCAAGUGGACAUUGAGAUAACUCCAAGGACAGGAGAAGACGAGAUGCCUAGUCCGUGGGAGAGGUUCGUCAGGAGGUACUUUGUGUCCAAGCGGUGCCAGGGUGAGCAGUUACUGACUGUGUGCUCCAACGAAGACGGUACAUCCUCACCAUACAUCCAGGACGAGUUUCUGUGGGACUUUGUCUGCUCGUACUACGAUCUUCACGACGUGCUGCCGAAAUGUCUCACCUCUUUCACCGUACACUGUGUCACGGCAGGCGGGGACAGGCACCCUCAGAAAAACACCCUCGGGAAGCAUAGCCUCUACUCCAGCCUCCUUGAGUCUCUGAAGGUGUUACCAGAUACCAGCACACUGUCGGAGUCCACCGAUGGGGAUAGUUCACCUGGAUUAACCCUUGAGAUAUCCGUGUACACCACAAAGACAAUAGAAGAAGCAAAGGCCAUGAUCCUCCUUCUUCCUUACAUGCCACGUCUCAAGGAGCUGUACGUCUUCAGGGUACAGAUAGAAGACGAGACUGCAGCGGACUUAUCCCAAGCGUUCGCACAUCUGAAAGAUCUGAGAGUUUUAUCCAUCCACACGUGCAGUCUGUCAGCCAACGGCGCUGGGAUCCUAGGCGAGCAGAUUCCAAACUUGCUGAUGUUAGAAGAGCUGGUGAUGGCCUUCAAUAAUGUGGGAGAUGCUGGGGCGAAAUCGCUGGGUAGGAAGCUGGGAUAUCUGAAGAGGAUGAGAGUUCUGAAUCUGCAAGGGAACGGACUGACACACGAAGGCGCCCUGGCAGCGUUAGAAAGCGCCCCACAGUUGGAGAAAGUGAAGUUCAGCCACAUCAGCAUUAACGAAGACGGGGCAGAGUCCUUGGGGGAGACCUUAGCUUGGAUGCAGCAACUGAAAGCCGUGCAUCUGAACUUCCUCAACAUGUCGGCCCAAGCGUCGUCUGUUCUGAGCGGACACCUGGCACAGAUACAGCAGCUGCAGGUGCUGGACAUGGACACCUGCAGCUGUGAGCCAGACGUUAACAUAACCGUCACGCCUUAUUCUGGGUCUAGUGACUACAGCACAGCCUGACUAAAGUUGU
This is a messenger RNA of Branchiostoma belcheri (Belcher's lancelet), 1431 nucleotides long. RefSeq lists its product as uncharacterized. Bases 57 to 1421 code for a protein of 454 amino acids. Lineage: Eukaryota; Metazoa; Chordata; Leptocardii; Amphioxiformes; Branchiostomatidae. The record is from RefSeq and is a predicted model, not a curated record. The transcript is spliced from 2 exons. Gene Ontology annotation, molecular function: small GTPase binding; GTPase activator activity. Gene Ontology annotation, biological process: activation of GTPase activity; nucleocytoplasmic transport; regulation of apoptotic process. Gene Ontology annotation, cellular component: nucleus; cytosol; perinuclear region of cytoplasm.